UAUAUUGUGUGACAGCAUUCAAAUAAAUUGCCUUAAAAUGUUUUAUUUUAGUUUAUUUUUAUUCUGUGUAUUACAGUUUGAGCCGACGGACGAGGCCAAGGCUUUUAUAUUACCUCCAUUCGGUAUCGUUGGACAGGCGAUGAUUGUGAAGUGUAAACUGACACUUCGUGAGGAUGAAGAGGACAAAGUAGCCAAACUUCCAUUCCUGUUUCAAGCAAGAACCGAGAAGACGUCCACAUCGCCGAAGAAAGACGUGAUUUGCAGGAUCGACAACUGGUUAAGCUGUGCCAAACGGUUGCCAAACGCCACGAGGGAGCUGAACGAUAUCAAGGAGGACCACUGCAACUGUGGCUACAGAACUAAUCAGGAACCCUACCAAUUCACCUUUUUCUACUAUCUGCACAAUUUAACGGACGCGUACACCAGGUUCUCGUGUGCCCUGGAAAACGUGGAAAGAGCGGAGACGGUUGGUGUAGCAAUAGCAGCUUUCACUGACGCACCGGAUUCAACAACCUACAUGUGCGAGAGUGGAACGAUACCGUUAAUAUGGACCGUGGGCAUUUCUUACAAUAGUCCGUUCAAGAUCAGAAAAGUGGAAUAUCAAUUGAAAAACUCUGUGUUCUACAACUCAGGGAAGAUAAUCGUGGAAGGCGGAAAAAUCACAUCAAGGUUUAAAGAGGACACCCAGAGGAGAUACAACAUCACCUACGAGGGCGGGAGAAACAUCCCAGUUCUAAUUAUAAACGACCUCAUAGAGGGCGACAGCGGAAAAAUAAUCGUCCUAGUUUUUAUCGAACCCGAGGAGUGA
This is a messenger RNA of Physella acuta, 808 nucleotides long. RefSeq lists its product as uncharacterized. Lineage: Eukaryota; Metazoa; Mollusca; Gastropoda; Physidae. The record is from RefSeq and is a predicted model, not a curated record.